Messenger RNA from Lathyrus sativus (Indian pea), 1254 nucleotides. The record is from the annotation of a GenBank genome assembly. NCBI's taxonomy places the organism in Eukaryota, Viridiplantae, Streptophyta, Magnoliopsida, Fabales, Fabaceae.
AUGGGUGGUGAAGAAAAAGCCAUGGAGUUUCAACAUGGAAAUGAGAACAUUAUGACUUCAGAAAUGGAUAUGAGUUCUGUGUCAAUGGCUAAUAAGCCUUCUUCAGAGAUAGUUAACCAUCAUCAUCCUUUUCUUGCUUCUUCAGCUUGGGAUAAUCCACUUGUUUCAUUGAGUCAGGCUCAUACUUUUGGGGGUUCUUCAAUGGUUUCUCACAAUGAGUUUGCUAAUACAAAUUCAACUUAUAACCCUCUUGUUUUGGAGAAUCAUCAAGGAAUAAGUAGCACCUCUCACCUUGUUCAAUACUCGAAUCUCAGUGGCAUGAUCCACAAGGUUCCUUCCUAUGGAAGUGGAAGUUUCUCUGAAAUGGUUGGUUCCUUUGGCCAACAUGGUGACCAUGUAGCUAACACAUCAGGAUAUCCAAUUCCACCACAACAUUAUAACCACGUCAAGGAUGCUGGAAUCCAAAGGGGUCAAAUUCACGGCGAACAAUCUCAAGUUGAGGACUCAAUUCAUGAGGAUGGAGCUCUAGGAUCUGCACCUAGCAGUGGAAAUAGAAGAAAGAGAGGAUUUGAUCAAAAUUCUAAUUUCAGUCCAAACAAGAAUGCUGAGGGUGAUGGGGUGAAAGAUUCUCCCAGGAAGAUCUCUGAUGCUUCAAAAGAACAUGAAAAGAAACCAAAAGUCGAGCAAUCAGGGAAGCAAGCUAAAGACAACUCACCUAGUGGAGACACUUCAAAAGAUAAUUUCAUUCAUGUUAGAGCUAGAAGAGGUCAAGCCACCAACAGUCAUAGUCUUGCAGAAAGGGUUAGAAGAGAAAAAAUAAGUGAACGUAUGAGGUUGCUUCAAGAACUUGUUCCAGGAUGCAACAAGAUAACUGGCAAAGCAGUAAUGCUAGACGAGAUAAUAAACUAUGUUCAAUCACUGCAACAACAGGUUGAGUUUUUGUCCAUGAAACUUGCCACCGUGAACCCCGAAAUGAACUUUGAUGUAGAGCGGCUCUUAUCCAAGGAUAUUCUCCAGUCACGCUUAGGACUCGGAAUCGGUGGAUUUGUUCCUGGUAUAAGCUCCUCUCAUCCAUUCCCAAGUUCAAGUUUCCAGGGAAACCUGGCUGGCCUGCCUAGUUCAUCAACACAAUUCCCUCCUUUGCCUCAGAAUGUUUUGGACCAUGACUUCCAAAGCUUUUAUGGAAUGGGAUAUGAUUCUAAUACAGCACUUGACAAUUUGGGACCCAAUGGAAGGUUGAAACCAGAGUUAUAG